Molecule: messenger RNA, 1152 nt
Organism: Oryza sativa Japonica Group (Japanese rice)
Lineage: Eukaryota; Viridiplantae; Streptophyta; Magnoliopsida; Poales; Poaceae
Source: RefSeq, a predicted model, not a curated record
CAUUUGACCAACCGAAACUCGACGGCCCACCCACCAACCACCACCACCACCACCACACCCGCUCCUCCUGCUCCACCGCACUCUGCAGUCCGCACCCGCGCGAGGCUUCCGCUCCGCUCCCCUCCGAUCCGUGGCCUCCUCAUCGCCCCUAUUAAACGGGAACCCAGCCCGGCGUCCCCUUCUCGGCUUCCUCCUCCACCAUCCAUCCAUCCGCGCGCGGUGCGUAGUAGCGAGAAGAGAAGGGGGGGAGGGCAAAGCGAUGGCUCCGAUGAAGCUGUACGGGUCGACGCUGUCGUGGAACGUGACGAGGUGCGUGGCGGUGCUGGAGGAGGCCGGCGCCGAGUACGAGAUCGUGCCGCUCGAUUUCUCCAAAGGCGAGCACAAGGCCCCCGACCACCUCGCCAGGAACCCCUUUGGUCAGGUGCCGGCUUUGCAAGAUGGUGACUUGUUCCUCUGGGAAUCACGUGCAAUUUGCAAGUAUGUAUGCCGCAAGAACAAACCAGAGCUGUUGAAGGAUGGCGACCUCAAGGAGUCAGCAAUGGUGGAUGUGUGGCUUGAAGUGGAGUCCAACCAGUACACUCCUGCACUGAACCCCAUUCUUUUUCAGUGCCUAAUCCGUCCGAUGAUGUUUGGGGCACCCCCCGACGAGAAAGUUGUUGAGGAGAACCUUGAGAAGCUGAAGAAGGUGUUGGAGGUGUACGAGGCGCGCCUGACGAAGUGCAAGUACCUGGCUGGAGACUACAUCAGUGUCGCGGACCUAAGCCAUGUGGCUGGCACUGUAUGCUUGGGGGCUACUCCCCACGCAUCCGUGUUGGACGCAUACCCGCAUGUGAAGGCCUGGUGGACUGACCUGAUGGCAAGGCCGUCUUCCCAGAAGGUGGCUUCACUGAUGAAGCCUCCUGCUUAAGGUAGUUGUUCUAGGCACAGGUUUGUCGUCCAUGGUCCACAGAAUAAGCUGAGGUGUGCCCAGUUGGUUGCUCGUUUAAGGAUUUGUGUUAUUAUGUGUGUCCUGGAUGUUGAAUGUUCAAGCAAUCAGGAUUGUGUUGUUAUGCUGCAUAUGAUCCAACCUAAGUCUUGUACUGCUAUGAGCAUUCUUGUGCUCUGGCCUUCGCUCUUGAGAACCUUAUAAUAAAUUCUGCUUUUAGUCACCUA